UGCUAACACUUUUAAAAAAGAUUAACCGAAAAUACAUUCAGGUGUUUAAAUGUGUUGUGGAACAUUUAAUGUAGGUAUGUGAUGACAGUGAUCAGUACCAGGGGUCUCUAGAGAUUUCCUCGUCAUGAUGACGUCAACAAUACUACUAUACCUGCUCGUGCUCUCCAUCACUGUUACCACAGUGUAUAGCCAGUGUGGUGGAACAGCUCUUGUCUUGACUGCAAACAGUACAUACCAGAACUUUACAUCUCCUAACUAUCCUACAUCUUAUAGCAAUCAACAGUCGUGUGAAUGGCGUAUAGAAGCAGACGACAGUAGUCACGCUAUCAGACUGGAGGUUUUUGAAGCAGAUAUAGAGUAUCAUGCCAAAUGUGUCAACGACUACGGCGAGGUAUUCGAUGGUGAUAACGUAAACGCUACGUCACUAGGAACGUUCUGUGGUACGUCUACCCCGAAUUACGUCACUACUGAUAGCAACAUGACUGUUACCUUUAUCUCGGAUUAUAGCGUCACGAGAACUGGAUUUGCAGCCAGAUAUAUAUCCGGACCAAGAUCUAGUCUAUUAGAUGACGAAGAGGAAGCAAAGGGGAUAAUGUUGUUUAUCAUAAUUGGCGCAGCAUCGGGUGUAGUUGUUAUUUUAAUUGUCACUCUGAUAGUUUGUCACAAAUGGAAGAAAUCUAAGAGAGCAAGAGAAAAACAAGCGUGUCAAAUUGAAGUACAACCGUUCCAUGUAGCCAGCAAAUGGAGUACUCGCAAUCGUGGUAUCGAUGCCCCACCUAUGUUUGGAAAUGGAGGAGUUUCAACGCUUUCCCCGCCUCCACGAUACAGUGACGUUGGGCUACAUCCGACACCAGGAAAUGCAGCAGGACAAACUGAUGGGGUACCAAAUACACGUUUCGUCGUUCCAGAAAACUUUCGAAUGGCAACAACACAAAUAGGUGGCACCACUAAUGGAGUUCUUCCAAACGGAAAUGCUGGUGUUGUUACGACGAAUAUUACAAGUAACACACAAUCAGACCCCUUGCCGAAUGACAAUAACAGUCCUGAAAAUCCAACCGUCCCACCUCUGAACCUGGCGGGCCAGUCGAGUUCCUCACCUGUACCGGCCCCAGCACCGGCACCUGUAUUAACAAAUCAACAGCCGCCUCUCAUGCCACGGCGUAAUGUUCCUGGUCAAACUCUCAGUGAAGCUCUGUCUAGUAGUGAUGACGAUUCAGAUACAGAUUCUGAUGACUCAUUUGACUAUAUAGAAGCAUGAGAAGUUACUUAAUCCAGUUUUGUUUAUAUUCAUUAUUACAAGCCUAUCAUACAGCUUAAAUGGAUUAACUUUAUAAUAUUACGGCGUUAUGCCCCAUGACAAAUCUACAUUUUAUUCAAUGAAAAUACAGAAAUAAAAUAAUCUAUAUUUCGUUUCAAAGAAAAACUAUCAUUGACUUGUUAUCAUAUGCUCUUAGUAUCAUUAAGAAUCUUUAACAGUGAAACCAGUCUUUAUCCUGCUAUUGAAAAUAGCAUGUGAUAUCAGCUGAUAUGUGCUGGAUUACGCCUUUCCGGAUAAUCCAGCCAUUACUUCACAUGGUUCA
Molecule: messenger RNA, 1580 nt
Organism: Ruditapes philippinarum (Manila clam)
Lineage: Eukaryota; Metazoa; Mollusca; Bivalvia; Venerida; Veneridae
Exons: 6
Coding region: 125-1258 (377 amino acids)
Source: RefSeq, a predicted model, not a curated record